Molecule: messenger RNA, 1425 nt
Organism: Gekko japonicus
Lineage: Eukaryota; Metazoa; Chordata; Lepidosauria; Squamata; Gekkonidae
Product: cystine/glutamate transporter-like
Exons: 12
Coding region: 1-1425 (474 amino acids)
Biological process (GO): amino acid transmembrane transport
Cellular component (GO): membrane
Molecular function (GO): L-amino acid transmembrane transporter activity
Source: RefSeq, a predicted model, not a curated record
AUGGGGAAGUCUAAGAAGAAAGAGGAGGCUGUCUUUCUGAGGAAAAAAAUCACCCUUCUGAGGGCUUUCUCGCUCCUCAUCGGCAGCAUGGUGGGCAGCGGCAUUUUCAUUUCCCCCAAAGGGGUGCUGAAAAACUCUGGCAAUGUGGGUCUCUCCUUGGUCAUCUGGUUCGGCUGUGGGAUCCUUUCUAUGUUUGGUGCUUUGUGUUAUGCGGAACUCGGCACGCGAAUCACAAAGUCCGGGGGCCAUUACAUCUACGUCUUGGAGACCCUGGGCCCGCUGCCAGGGUUCCUCUUCCUGUGGGCUGAAUACUUUGCUAUAAGGCCAGCCAACAGUGCUGUUGUGGCUUUGGCGUUUGGGCGCUACAUCCUGGAGCCCUUGUUUGCUCCCUGUGAAGCUCCGCUUCUAGCUGUGAAACUGGUUGCUCUCCUAGGAUAUUAUAUUGUCCUCAUCUUGAACUCUUGGAGUGUUAGCUGGAGUGCCAGGCUUCAGACCAUCUUGUCCGUCGUCAAGCUCGCAGCUCUCGCCCUUAUCAUUGUCCCAGGCAUGAUGCUUUUAGCCCAAGGCCAUACAGAAAAUUUCCAGGAUCCUUUCAAUGCCCAGGCACUUGUUUUGGACAAACUACCAUUAGCGUUUUAUGCAGGGAUGUUUGCCUAUUCAGGAUGGUUCCAGACUAGUUUUGUACGAGAAGAGCUAGUGAGGCCAGAACGAAAUAUUCCUCUGGCAGUCAUUGUGUCUGUAAUCACUGUGAUUGUGGGCUACAUGCUUACCAAUGUGUCCUACUACACUGUAUUAACAGCAACAGAUGUCCUGGCCUCCCAGGCGGUAGCUGUGAGUUUUGCACGCAAAGCGUUUCAGAGCCUUAUCUCAGUGAUUCCUGUCUUGGUUGCCUUAUCUUGCUUUGGAACCAUGAAUGGAGGGAUCUUUACAUUUUCAAGGACAUUGUUUGUGGCUUCAAGGGAGGGGCAGUGGCCUCCCCUCUUCUCUAUGAUCCAUAUUCAAAGACACACACCCUUACCUGCUGUUAUGCUGAUGUUCCCUUUGGUCACAGCCAUGAUUUGUGUGGGAGACCUCUACCAUCUCUUGAACUUCUUCAGCUUCUCUCGGUGGCUCUUCAUCGGACUGGCAACCCUUGGGCUUAUAGUUCAUCGAUACCGUCACCCUGAGAUACCAAGCCCGUUCCAGGUGCCUCUUUUCAUUCCUGUUUCCUUCACGCUCAUCUGCCUUUUCACGGUGGGGAUGUCUUUCUACUCGGAUCCAGUAAGCAUCAGCAUUGGUUGCGCCAUGGUCCUGAGCGGCUUUCCAGUUUACUACUUGCUUGUCCAAAGGUCAAUGCCAAAUUGUUGCCGUACUACCUUCCAUUCUGUUACACUGAAGCUCCAGAUACUCUUGAAGGUGGUGCAACAAGAGAUCAGGACUUACUGA